UUCAAAAGGAUGAAGACUACAACUUUCUCCUUUCUCAUCUUCAUCUCCCUUGUCCAGCUGAUGGUACCAGUGAGAGCUGAGUGGUCCUUUCACUCUUUGGUGGAGAAGCUCAAGGAAAGUUUCCUUAAUCUAGAGUAUCCACCCUUCAAUUUGGCUACGAACAUCUCCUGCACUAGUAUCAAAGCUACAGGCAGACUGGCUUCCUGUCCAGCUGGGAUGGCUGUCACUGGUUGUGCUUGUGGCUAUGCCUGUGAAGCUUGGGAUAUCCAGAACGAAAAUACUUGCCACUGCCAGUGUCCAACUACAGACUGGACCACCGCCAGCUGCUGCCAACUGGCCUAA
This is a messenger RNA of Psammomys obesus (fat sand rat), 342 nucleotides long. RefSeq names its product resistin-like gamma. Gene Ontology annotation, molecular function: hormone activity. The coding region runs from base 10 to 342 and encodes 110 amino acids. Gene Ontology annotation, cellular component: extracellular region. The transcript is spliced from 3 exons. The record is from RefSeq and is a predicted model, not a curated record. Lineage: Eukaryota; Metazoa; Chordata; Mammalia; Rodentia; Muridae.